Messenger RNA from Ziziphus jujuba (common jujube), 1060 nucleotides. Its product is annotated as OVARIAN TUMOR DOMAIN-containing deubiquitinating enzyme 2. The record is from RefSeq and is a predicted model, not a curated record. The transcript has 9 exons. Bases 208 to 834 code for a protein of 208 amino acids. Gene Ontology annotation, molecular function: cysteine-type deubiquitinase activity. Lineage: Eukaryota; Viridiplantae; Streptophyta; Magnoliopsida; Rosales; Rhamnaceae. Gene Ontology annotation, cellular component: cytosol; nucleus. Gene Ontology annotation, biological process: endoplasmic reticulum unfolded protein response; protein deubiquitination.
UGAAAUGCAUCUAAUCAUAUCCCAAGCAACGUUCUGCGCCUGCUUUUUAAUUGUGACAAUCAAAACAAAUACCAUAGCCACCGUCCCAAAUAGCCCAAAAUUCUCCAAAGCCGAUAAAGCCACCACCUUGCUUCCCUCUCACCAACCAUUUUCAUCUUUUUAUCACCCUUAAAAAUACUAGAUAGCUAAAACAGAAGGUUCAUACAUAUGGAAGGUAUUGUGGUUAGAAGGGUAAUUCCCUCAGACAAUAGUUGCCUCUUCAAUGCUGUUGGCUAUGUCAUGGACCAUGACAAACAGAAAGCUUCUGAAUUGAGACAGGUUAUAGCUGCAACAGUGGCAAGUGAUCCAACAAAAUACUCCGAAGCAUUUCUUGGCAAGCCCAAUGGAGAGUACUGUGCAUGGAUUCUGGACCCAGAGAAGUGGGGAGGAGCUAUUGAGCUAUCAAUAUUAGCUGAUUAUUAUGGACGUGAAAUUGCGGCAUAUGAUAUCCAGACAACUCGAUGUGAUUUGUAUGGACAGGAAAAGAAGUAUUCGGAGAGGGUUAUGCUGAUCUACGAUGGGCUGCAUUAUGAUGCUUUAGCUAUGUCUCCCUUUGAAGGAGCUCCAGAGGAAUUUGAUCAAACUAUAUUUUCUGUACAAAAGGACAGGACCAUAGGACCAGUUGAGGGGCUUGCUCUUAAUUUUGUGAAGGAUCAACAGAGGAAAAGGAGUUACACAGACACUGCAAACUUUACCUUGCGCUGUGGAGUAUGCCAAAUUGGAGUAGUUGGCCAGAAGGAGGCUGCCGAGCAUGCACAAGCAACAGGCCAUGUCAACUUCCAAGAAUACAGAUAACAAAACCAGAAUAUAGACCCGAUUGCAUUGCAGUGAGCUUGCUUACACCAGGCGGCUUAUUGGUUGUUGUAUUUUAUGAUUCACCAUAAUUUGGCUUAUUUAAAGACCCUAUAAUGUGGUUAGGCUAUUUACCUCUGGAACUGUCAAAUAGAAUGUAACAAUGAGAUUCAGCCAAAAACGAAUGUAACAAUAGGAUUUCUUUUCUUGAAAUAUAUAUUUAUAUAUA